This is a messenger RNA of Drosophila serrata, 697 nucleotides long. It is a transcript of the gene RNASEK, whose product is annotated as Ribonuclease kappa. Gene Ontology annotation, molecular function: RNA endonuclease activity. NCBI's taxonomy places the organism in Eukaryota, Metazoa, Arthropoda, Insecta, Diptera, Drosophilidae. Gene Ontology annotation, biological process: nucleic acid metabolic process. The record is from RefSeq and is a predicted model, not a curated record.
UUGAAAUUUGGUCACAUGAUAUUCACCUGACGACUUUGGCUUGAGAAAAGUUUUCAACCACAAAAGAGUCUGCUAGCGAGACUAAAAAGUAAUUGGAGGUUUUUGCCGUGUUUUAAAUUGUCGUCAAGAUGAAAAUUUGUGGUCCCAAAUUGUCCCUGUGCGGUCUGAUAAUAUCAGUUUGGGGCAUUGUUCAAUUGGUGCUUAUGGGCCUAUUUUUUUACAUAAAUAGUGUGGCCCUUAUCGAGGACUUGCCACUAGAGGAGGAAUACCAUUCGUUGGAAGCCUUCUAUACAGCCGCAAAUCGAGCGUAUAAACAGAACGCCUACAACUGCUGGAUCGCUGCAUGCAUAUACGUUUUGACAUUACUGCUAUCCGCACAACAAUUCUAUAUGAACAGCAGAGUGACUGCCAACUAAUAGAAAAAAUAACACCUCAGUGUCACUGUUAUGGCUUAUGUGGUAGAGCAUUUUCGUUAUCAUAUACAGCGCUGACCAAUAAUAGUAUUGAUAUGUUUGGUUCAAUAUAUUUGUUAAACCUACUUUUAUUUUUUGUGUCUUGACACACGUUUCGUCAUUAAAUAACUAAUUAAAAUGUGUAAUACUUCGCCAAACUUAGUUAUUCGUUUUUGCACUUAAUUCGUUUCGUUGUACUGUCCCAUAAAAUGCAUUCCCAAUUAAAUAAGUGAAUUUCCACAGUA